Messenger RNA from Hyaena hyaena (striped hyena), 2418 nucleotides. RefSeq names its product cell division cycle associated 5 (gene CDCA5). The record is from RefSeq and is a predicted model, not a curated record. Bases 121 to 882 code for a protein of 253 amino acids. NCBI's taxonomy places the organism in Eukaryota, Metazoa, Chordata, Mammalia, Carnivora, Hyaenidae. The transcript is spliced from 6 exons.
GUCACUUCCGCUUCCUCUCAGCCGGGCGGGUAAUUCGAACGUUGCUGUGUCCGUCGACCCUCCGGGUUGGCGCGAGCCCCGGCGGCGGAGGCAGUGACGGAGAUCGAGACCAAGGCGAAUAUGUCCGAGAGGCGAACGCGGUCCGGAGGGGCCGCCCAACGCUCCGGGCCCAGGACCCCAUCUCCUACUCAGCCUCUGCGGAGGUCCCAGCGGAAAUCAGGCCCUGAUCUCCCGAGCACCCUCCCUGAAAUCUGGCCCAAGGCAUCCCAUGCGGCUCCAGUCAGAAAGCCCAUCGUCUUGAAGAAGAUCGUAGCCCACACUGUCAAGAUCCCACCUGUGAACACGCCUCGAAGGAGCCCAAGGAUUGCUUUUUUCUUGGAGAAGGAAAACAAGCCUCCUAGCAAGGAGCCUGCUAGGGAGGAGCUCUUCAAGACAAGCAGCGUCCCCGUCACGCCCACCCCCACUCCUGUGCUGUGCCCCCUGAGCGUCGAGUCCGACUCCAGGGAAGGAGACCUGGACGCCAGAGACUUGGAAAUGUCAAAGAAAGUCAGGCGAUCCUACAGCCGGCUGGAGACCCUCGGCUCCGCCUCCACCUCCACCCCGGGCCGCCGGUCUUGCUUUGGCUUUGAGGGCCUGCUGGGGUCGGAAGACUUGGCCAGAGUCUCACCGGUGCAGUGUUCAAAGUUCACUGAAGUCCCCAGGGUCCCUGUGAAGCCCUGGGCCCCAGAUACCACUCUCCCUGGAAUCUCCCCACCCACCAUGAAGGAGAAGCGGAAGAAGAAGAAGGUGCCAGAGAUCCUGAAAUCAGAGCUGGAUGAAUGGGCUGCAGCCAUGAAUGCUGAGUUCGAAGCUGCUGAGCAGUUUGAUCUCCUGGUUGAAUGAGAUGUCGUGGGGGCCGUAUUCUCCCCUCCCUUGUACAUAGCUCCUCCCCCCCCCCCCGUGGAGAAGACACUUGGGGUCCCCUCCCCCGGCCUUGUUCCCUGUGCCUGAGCCAUAGCCACUGGAGGCCUGUCCUCUGAAAGCUUGUGCGGGGCGACAGCCAUCUCAGGAAACGGGGCUCCCCUGGCCUGGCCAUGCACUGCUGCCCUACGUCUAAUCUGACCCACCAGCUUCCCCCUCCCUCCCUCCCAGGGGAGCCCAGCCAGUUUCUGGGUGGGCCUCGGACCAGGGAGGAGGGAUGACUGGCCCAGCCGGGGGAGAGGAAAGGGCUGGGGCUGCAGGUGAGAGAGGGCCCGGGCCCCUGUCGGGGAUGGAGCCGCUCUGCACUAGCUCCAGCGGAGACCCGUACAGAGGCCCACGGCGGCCUCAGGAGCCCCCCGCCCCCUGCGUUGUCUUCUCCUGGGGGCUUGGUUCCCGGCCACGAGCCCGUCUGCGUCAAGAGGCUUGGGCUGCCUCUCAGGUUCUGUAGAUGGUCCAGGAGGGAACGCUAGCUGUGAGGACGAAGCCGGACACUGUAGUUUUACCUCGUAAAGGAGGGAGGGAAGCCUCGGUUGGGUCUGAGACCAUGAGCCUUUCUCGGGAAAAGCUGUCCCGUAGCUCCGCUCUGCCGCCGAGAUGUUCGGUUAAAUGCCAGGCUGCUGGGGGCAAGGAGGGUGCCGCGGGACCGGAGGCCCGGGCCUCUGCACGGGGCCGGGAAAGGGGCUGUGGUGGGAGGUGCCCCUCUGGUUACUUACUCACCCAAAAUAAAGUGCAGAGUCUACGCCACUGUAGAGGGAAAACGGGGUCAAAUGAUCCGAAUCCUAGUCCCACUAGCGUUUUGCAGCCACACCUAUAAAGUUCUAGGAGGCGCCUUUUCAUCUGUCAGGAAAGGAGAGGGGUCGGAGGCAGUUUUCACUUUUAGUUUCCUUAGCGUCUGCCCCUGGGAGCGAGUGAGUGCGGGCGUGGGUGUGCUGUCACCUUUCUGGGGAGCCCUGCUCCCCCGCUUCUCCUUUGUCCGUGCUGGUCACGUGCGGCUCACGGAGGCCGCCCCCCCACGGUUCCCGCCGUUCCCCAGGCAGGUGUGUCUUCUGACGUUUGCAGGGCUGUGGAGGUAGAGGGGAGUGGGCAUGGCUAGUGGGUAGCAGAGGUGCAAUGUGCUGGGUUAGGACGCUUGGUGAGCCCGGUGGGCAGCCAGCAAGAGCCCUUGAAAGGCCCAGGGACCGCAGGCUCCCUGCUCAACACUUCAUGCUUUGUCAGACCCCGCCCGCGAGCCCCUUGCUGCGAUGGGCCCGGAGCCCCAGAGCCGGAGGGCUGAAGACUUGUCCUCGCUGGCCGGCGGGCGGAGCGCCCAGCAAGUGCCUCAGUCCCGUGGAGUUGGGGGUGGCUGGGUGCCGUGUUAACGUUGUCACUGCAAAUUCUCUCUGUCCCUGAAAAACUGAGACUGGCGUUUAAGGAGAAACCGUGUUGUUGUUUUAAUAAAAUGUUUUUGAUUACAAAGUU